Messenger RNA from Diaporthe citri, 9918 nucleotides. RefSeq lists its product as uncharacterized. The transcript is spliced from 11 exons. The coding region runs from base 1 to 9918 and encodes 3305 amino acids. Lineage: Eukaryota; Fungi; Ascomycota; Sordariomycetes; Diaporthales; Diaporthaceae. Gene Ontology annotation, cellular component: U5 snRNP; catalytic step 2 spliceosome. Gene Ontology annotation, biological process: intein-mediated protein splicing; spliceosomal tri-snRNP complex assembly; mRNA splicing, via spliceosome. The record is from RefSeq and is a predicted model, not a curated record. Gene Ontology annotation, molecular function: metallopeptidase activity; protein binding; U6 snRNA binding.
AUGUCUCAGCUUCCUCCGCCGCCUCCCCCCGGCUGGGGCCCCCCUCCUCCCCCUCCUCCCGACUCGGCCAUGCCUCCUCCGCCUUCCCAGCUGCCUCCCCCUCCUGGCGCGCCACCACCACCUCCUCCACCCGGUUUCCGACCAAGCGCGGACCCCCAUACCGCAAAAUUUGAGCAGAAGAAGAAGGAAUGGCUUCGACUGCAACGGAAUCGUUUUGGCGAGAAGCGCAAGGGUGGGUUCGUGGAGACGCAGAAGGCUGACAUGCCUCCCGAGCAUCUCCGGAAGAUCGUCAAAGACAUCGGCGACGUGUCACAGAAGAAAUACACCGCCGACAAGAGGAGUUACCUGGGUGCCCUGAAGUUCAUGCCCCAUGCUGUCAUGAAGCUGUUGGAAAACAUGCCGAUGCCUUGGGAAUCCGCGAGAGAAGUGAAGGUUCUCUACCAUGUCAACGGGUGCUUGACGCUUGUCAACGAGAUACCCCGGGUCAUCGAACCUGUCUUCGUUGCACAGUGGGGUGCGAUGUGGGUGAUCAUGCGAAAAGAGAAGAGUGACCGGCGCCUGUUCAAGCGGAUGCGAUUCCCACCUUUCGAUGACGAGGAGCCUCCUCUGUCGUGGUCCGAAAACCUCGAAGACGUCGAUCCCUUGGAGCCUGUCCAGAUGGAGUUGGACGAAGACGACGAUGAGGCCAUCCAGGAAUGGUUCUAUGACCACAGGCCACUCGAUGACACGCCUCACGUGAACGGCCCUAGCUACAAGACGUGGAACCUUACAUUACAACAGAUGGCCAAUUUGUAUCGUCUCAGUCGGCCUCUCAUAUCAGAUGUCUUCGACAAGAACUACUUCUACCUCUUCGAACUGAAGAGCUUGUUGUCGGCAAAGGCCCUGAAUGUUGCCCUUCCUGGUGGUCCGCGGUUUGAGCCCUUAUACAAGGACAUCGAUCCCAAUGACGAGGACUUUGGCGAGUUCAACGCGAUUGAUCGAAUCAUCUUCAGAAACCCCGUCCGCACCGAGGACAGGGUCGCAUUUCCUUUCCUGUACAAUUCUUUGCCGCGAAGCGUUCAUCUAUCAUGGCACUCUCAUCCUCAGACAGUCUAUAGCAGGACGGAUGACCCGAGCUUGCCCGCAUUUUACUUCGACAAGUCCAUCAACCCAAUCUCAUCGCGUGAUGUCGCUCCCAAGAAUCUCAGCAUCACCCACGAGGAUGAGCUCUUUGGGAAGGGCAAUAUCGAAGAGGACGAGGAAGAGGCCUUCACCCUUCCGGCUGGAGUGGAACCAUUCCUAGCUGACGAGGACCUUUACAACGAUGACACUGCCUCAGCGAUUGAGCUGUGGUGGGCCCCGUUCCCCUUCGACCGUCGCUCAGGCCGCAUGGUUCGGGCGCAAGAUGUCCCACUAAUCAAGCAGUGGUAUCUUGAGCACUGCCCGCCGAAGCAGCCUGUCAAGGUUCGAGUGUCAUACCAAAAGAUGCUGAAGACCUAUGUCCUGAAUGAACUCCACAAAAAGAAGCCGAAAGCGCUCCAAAGGCAGAACCUGCUUAGGACGCUCAAGGCUACCAAGUUCUUCCAGCAGACAACCAUCGACUGGGUUGAAGCAGGUCUUCAGGUCUGCCGGCAGGGCUUCAACAUGCUCAAUCUCCUCAUCCACCGCAAGAACCUCACCUAUCUCCAUCUGGACUACAACUUCAACCUGAAGCCUGUCAAGACCCUUACAACGAAGGAGCGGAAGAAGUCUCGUUUUGGCAAUGCGUUCCAUCUCAUGCGUGAGAUCCUGCGUCUGACAAAACUCAUUGUGGAUGCUCAAGUGCAGUACCGUCUGGGCAACAUUGAUGCCUUCCAGCUCGCCGAUGGUAUUCUUUACGCCUUCAAUCACGUUGGUCAACUCACAGGAAUGUACCGCUACAAGUACAAGCUGAUGCACCAAAUUCGAACUUGCAAAGAUUUGAAGCAUCUGAUCUAUUACCGCUUCAAUGCUGGGCCGGUCGGCAAGGGGCCUGGUUGUGGUUUCUGGGCCCCGGCCUGGAGAGUCUGGCUCUUUUUCAUGCGCGGAAUCAUCCCUCUGCUCGAGCGCUGGCUAGGAAACCUGCUGUCGCGUCAAUUUGAGGGUCGUCACUCCAAGGGCGUCGCCAAGACAGUGACGAAGCAGCGUGUUGAGUCUCACUUUGAUCUGGAGCUCCGAGCAUCCGUCAUGGCAGACCUCAUGGAUAUGAUGCCUGAAGGCAUCAAGCAGAACAAGGUGAACACGGUGCUGCAACAUCUUUCCGAGGCAUGGAGAUGCUGGAAGAGCAACAUUCCAUGGAAGGUUCCUGGCUUACCCGCCGCCAUCGAGAACAUCAUCUUGCGAUAUGUCAAGUCGAAGGCGGACUGGUGGAUUUCGGUGGCGCAUUACAAUCGUGAGCGGAUCAGGAGAGGUGCUACAGUCGACAAGACAGUUGCCAAGAAGAACGUUGGCCGUCUCACACGUCUCUGGCUCAAGGCUGAGCAGGAACGGCAACACAACCACAUGAAGGAUGGUCCUUACGUCUCUUCUGAGGAAGCCGUUGCGAUUUACACAACUAUGGUGCACUGGUUGGAAUCGCGCAAGUUCUCUCCCAUUCCGUUCCCAAGCGUCUCCUACAAGCAUGACACCAAGAUCCUGAUUUUGGCUCUCGAACGACUACGUGAGGCAUAUUCCACUAAGGGUCGUCUCAACCAGAGCCAACGCGAAGAACUGGCUCUCAUUGAGCAGGCUUAUGAUAGCCCUGGCACGACUUUGGAACGCAUCAAGCGGUUCUUGCUCACUCAGAGAGCUUUCAAGGAGGUCGGCAUCGACAUGAACGACAAUUACAGCACGAUCAAUCCUGUCUAUGAUAUUGAGCCCAUCGAGAAGAUCAGCGACGCGUAUCUAGACCAAUACCUCUGGUAUCAGGCAGACCAGCGGCAUUUGUUCCCCGCGUGGAUCAAGCCAUCAGAUUCAGAAGUGCCACCCCUUCUGACUUACAAGUGGGCCCAAGGCAUCAACAAUCUGCAGAAUGUUUGGGUUACCGAGGAUGGAGAGUGUAACGUCAUGAUCGAGACGCAACUGUCCAAGAUCUAUGAGAAGAUCGAACUGACCCUUCUCAACUCUCUCCUUCGGCUGAUCAUGGAUCACAAUCUGGCAGACUACAUCACCGCAAAGAACAACGUCACGCUGACCUACAAGGAUAUGAACCACGUAAACAGCUACGGCAUGAUUCGUGGUCUUCAGUUCUCCGCAUUUGUCUUCCAGUACUACGGCCUGGUUCUCGACUUGUUGCUCUUGGGGCCUCAGCGGGCGACCGAGAUUGCCGGUCCUCCUCAAAAGCCCAAUGACUUCCUUCAGUUCAGUGAUCGUGAGACUGAGACGAAGCAUCCCAUCCGCCUCUACACCCGCUACAUUGACAAGAUCUGGAUGUUCUUGAGAUUCACAGCUGACGAGUCGAGGGAUCUGAUCCAGAGAUUCUUGACCGAACAGCCUGAUCCCAACUUUGAGAACGUUAUCGGGUAUAAGAGCAAGAAGUGCUGGCCGAAAGACUCGCGUAUGAGACUAAUGAGGCACGACGUCAACCUCGGGCGAGCUGUUUUCUGGGAUCUGAAGAACCGACUGCCACGCUCUAUCACCACCAUCGAAUGGGAUGAGACAUUUGCUAGUGUCUACAGCCGAGACAAUCCCAAUCUGCUCUUUUCAAUGUCUGGGUUCGAGGUUCGAAUCUUGCCAAAGAUCCGGAAUCAGAACGAAGAGUUCCCAGUCAAGGACAGCGUCUGGUCCUUGGUCGACAAUGAAAGCAAGGAGAGAACAGCACACGCCUUCUUGCAGGUGACUGAGGAAGAUGUCCAGAAGUUCAACAACCGAAUCAGGCAGAUACUCAUGUCUUCUGGAUCCACAACUUUCACCAAGAUUGCCAACAAGUGGAACACCGCACUCAUCGCUUUGUUCACUUAUUAUCGCGAGGCAGCGGUGUCGACGAUUACCCUUCUCGACACCAUCGUCAAGUGCGAGACCAAGAUUCAGACGAGAGUCAAGAUCGGCCUAAAUUCGAAGAUGCCUUCUCGAUUCCCGCCAGCUGUCUUCUACACGCCGAAGGAACUCGGAGGUCUUGGUAUGAUUUCGGGAUCACACAUCCUGAUUCCAGCAAGCGACAAGCGAUGGUCUAAGCAGACGGACACAGGAGUGAGCCACUUCAGAGCAGGAAUGACCCACGAUGAGGAAACCUUGAUCCCCAACAUCUUCAGGUACAUCAUCCCCUGGGAGUCAGAGUUCAUUGAUUCCCAGAGAGUGUGGACAGAGUAUUCUCAGAAGCGACUCGAAGCCAACCAACAAAACCGUCGUCUGACCUUGGAAGACCUCGAAGACAGCUGGGACCGUGGUCUGCCGCGUAUCAACACACUCUUCCAAAAGGACAGAAGCACACUGAGUUUCGACAAAGGAUUCCGCGCGAGGGAAAUUUUCAAGCAGUUCCAGCAGAUGAAACAGAAUCCAUUCUGGUGGACAUCUGCCCGGCAUGAUGGAAAAUUGUGGAAUUUGAACGCAUACCGCACUGAUGUGAUCCAAGCUCUUGGAGGUGUCGAGACGAUCCUGGAGCACACUCUUUUCAAAGCAACAGGUUUCGCUAGCUGGGAAGGGCUCUUCUGGGAGAAGGCCUGCCUAGCCAAAGGAACCCGACUGGCUCUCUACGACGGCUCUGAAAUCAAAGUUGAAGAUGUCAAGAAGGGCGACCUCCUCCUUGGACCCGACGGAGGUACACGCAAAGCUUUCAACAUCGUCAGCGGCAAGGAACGUCUAUACCGCAUCAAAGUUGGCCGCAGCAAGGACGUUCUUCGUGUGACGCCCAACCAUAUCUUGGCCUUGCAUAAGGCCAAAACGCACCAUGACAAUUACCAUGGACCAUCAGCGGAUGAUCAACGCCAGGCUUUUGAAGAUCGACUCGGACCUCUACCUAUGCUUGACUCUGAAGCCGGUGACACUACGCGUCCCCAUUAUAAGACCCAUGUGGUGCCUGAUUUUUUGAGCGCGCUCAAAAAAUCUGUUCGCUGGAUGCUCGAUUUCGAGCAUAGCGACCAGGGUCGACGUCGACUGCGGAACUUUUUCAACGGCACAACGGCAAUCAGACAACACUUCGGUCAUUUCAGCCUUGACAUACCCAAUGGCAAAAACGACAUCCGCGAGUGGUACACCUUUGCAUGGGGCAAUCCAUCUCGGGAAAAGAUUCACGGACAUCCCGAUCAUUCUCCGGUCUUCUAUGCGUCAAGGGAGGAAGCUUAUGCUGCCGCUGUCGCAAAGGCUCGGGAGGCUCGCAGAACCGGCUCAGUGACACUGUACAAUCUGCGACAGCGAUACCUCGAGCAGUCUACUGCCAACAAAAAGCGUGGUGCUUGCAGAGUCGACGAGGGCUUGCCACGGAUGUAUCUCACUUGGAACUACGAAGGACGCAACCCGAGGAUUCGUGUCACAGCAACAAAAAACCGCGUUGACCAUGGUCGGAUCUUCGAAUUUCCAGGAUUCCCCGAUGAGGAGCUCGAGGGUGUCAUUUCAGAGGACGUCAUUCCUGAUGUCUCCGCAGGUGAUCUAUACGAGCCCGUCGAGAUGACAGCCGCCGAGUUUGCAGCUCUCGACAAAGGGUCCCAGGCUCGAUACCUGCUGUACCGGCCACCUCCAUUUGACUAUCCUGAGCAGGAUAUUACCGUCAAUCCAUACUUCCUGGGGCUAUGGCUUGGUGAUGGUAAUCGAAGGAAUACGACAAUCGCCAACAACCACGAAAAGGAGAUUCGCGAGUUCCUCGCCGCCUAUGCUGCUGAGCUCGAUCUGCACUUCGUUCACCACGGGAACCAUGCAAGUCUCACCUACGCAAUCGUCGGCAGGACUUCAGUUGGACAGCGUCCAAUGCCAGAGUCGACGGCACCCCAUCUGCACCAGAAUCAACGAGAUGAAAUGAUUCGUCGUCUAACCAUCCUUGGCCGACGACUUGACGCUGGCUGGAAGGUCCUCCCCAGCAAGGAUGGGAGUGGAACAUCCACCUGGCACGCUCCUAGUGAGAUCGUCGCCACGAAGAUCCAGAGCCUCCUUCACGAUGCGCAGCCCAUGCGCGCCGCCUACACGACUGUGAAGCGGCCUGGUAAUGCCAGCCCGGACCAGCCCAGGCGUCAGAGGCAUCGCAGCUCCAGUUUUAUUCCUGACUCGCAAGAAUUCGACUCGUCGCACAGUUUUUCAAGUCUUCCGAUCCGUCAAAACGUCGACGCAGCAUGGGAGCCUGAAGAGGAUAUCUACGGUGCCACUCCCGAGAGACAGGUUGCUGCCGAACCUGAGGCUAUUCCCAAUGCUCAGGCGCUCAGGAAGAAGAUUGUUGCAUUUUCUUCGGACAUCGAGUCUACACCGCCUCCACCAGCUGUGCAGGAUGAGAUUCGUGCGUCUCAGGUCAGCACGGCGUCGGGAGAUCCAGCAGUCAUUGAUCUCACUGGAAGCAGCCCGCCCCAACAGUCCGCCAUAGAUGAUCUACAGCAGCCAAUCGUGGACCUUACCCUUGACAGUUCCCAGUCACAGUCUCGCCAGGAAUCCCAGGGCUCCGAAUUCAUCCCUGAUGAUCCUCUUUCUGAACUCAUGUCGGAUCAAGAGUUUAUGUCUCAGAUUGGCGGUCCGGAUAUUCCAAUCGAUUCUGAGGAGGAGUCGCAGUUCAACCAAAUCGUUGACAUGAUCGGAUUUGACAUGGACGAGGCAGUGGAAUUGGACGACGUCCAAUCGGAGUCCGACUCUGAUUCUGAUGACAUCGAUGAGGAGAGCCAGGUUCAAGGCCCGCGACAAUGUCGACCACGCUCUGGUCGACGAGUCUACGGCGACCUCGAUCCUGAGGAAGAGGAUGUUAUCGCGGAGCAGAUAAUGCCUGCACAAGAGAAUCAGAGGCCCAACGUGAAUACGCUCCUCCGCCAAAUGGAUAGUCUGGGUUUGAUCUACAGGGGUCCAAAGGGUCCUGCCGGUGACACGAAGCACAUUCCCGAAGCGUACAUGAAAAAUUCGCGAGCUGUCCGCCUGGCUGUACUGGCAGGAUUGAUCGAUACCGACGGAAGCUAUUGGAUGAGCAGGAAGGGAAAUGGGUAUUUUGUGUUCGCUCAGAGCAAGAGGUGGCAUUCGAGGCUGUUUCAAGAUACUGUGAUGCUCGCGCGGUCUCUGGGCUUCACUGUCACGACACGAGAGUACAUGUCGAGACCAGACAACUUCGUCAAAACGUCGAACCCGAUGAUGUCAGCACGGAUCUACGGCGACCUGAAAGAGAUUCCCACGCUACUUCACCGCAAGAUCGCCCUGGAAAAUCUGCUCACGCCUGCUCGAAACCACCAGAUCAUAUCCAUCGAGCUCGAAGAGGAGGAGACUGAGUGGUUCGGCUUCCGCGUCGACAAAGAUCAGCUCUACCUGCGUCACGACCAUCUCGUGCUUCACAACAGCGGUUUCGAAGAGUCGAUGAAAUUCAAGAAGCUCACCAAUGCGCAACGGAGCGGUCUGAAUCAAAUUCCGAACAGACGAUUCACACUGUGGUGGUCUCCCACGAUUAACCGCGCUAAUGUGUAUGUGGGAUUUCAAGUGCAACUGGACUUGACGGGCAUCUUCCUACACGGCAAAAUCCCGACCCUCAAGAUCUCGCUCAUUCAGAUCUUCCGGGCUCAUUUGUGGCAGAAGAUCCAUGAGAGCGUCGUCAUGGACUUGUGCCAGGUUUUCGACACCGAACUGGAGUCGCUAGCGAUAGAAACUGUACAGAAGGAAACGAUUCAUCCUCGAAAGAGUUACAAGAUGAAUUCGAGCGCCUCUGACAUCCAGCUGUUCGCCAGUCACAAGUGGAACGUUACUCGACCCUCGAUGUUGUUCGACACAAAAGACGUCAUUGAGCCGCACACCACCAACAAGUUCUGGCUUGACGUUCAGUUACGCUACGGAGACUACGACUCGCACGACAUCGAACGCUACGUUCGUGCCAAGUACCUCGACUACACGACCGACAGCAUGAGUCUAUACCCGUCGGCGACAGGCUUGAUGAUUGGGAUCGAUCUCGCAUACAACCUCUACUCAGCGUACGGUCACUAUUUCCCAGGUUUGAAGAUGCUCAUUCAACAAGCCAUGGCCAAGAUCAUGAAAGCGAACCCUGCUCUUUAUGUUCUUCGUGAGCGUAUCCGAAAGGGCCUCCAGCUGUACGCCUCCGAGAGCAACCAGGAGUUUUUGAACUCGCAGAACUACUCCGAACUGUUCAGCAACCAGACCCAGCUGUUCAUUGACGACACCAACGUGUACCGUGUGACCAUCCACAAGACCUUUGAAGGCAACUUGACGACCAAACCGAUCAACGGAGCCAUCUUCAUCUUCAACCCGAGAACCGGCCAGUUGUUCUUGAAGAUCAUCCACACGAGCGUGUGGGCUGGACAGAAACGUCUCGGUCAGCUGGCGAAGUGGAAGACAGCUGAAGAAGUUGCUGCUCUUAUUCGAUCCCUCCCUGUGGAAGAGCAGCCGAAACAGCUCAUCGUCACUCGCAAAGGUCUUCUCGAUCCUUUGGAAGUGAACCUGCUUGACUUCCCCAACAUUUCCAUUCGGGCUUCCGAGUUGCAAUUGCCAUUCCAGGCUGCAAUGAAGGUCGAAAAGCUCGGCGACAUGAUCCUCAGAGCGACGGAGCCCCAGAUGGUGCUGUUCAACCUCUAUGAUGAGUGGCUCAAGAGCAUCUCAUCUUACACCGCCUUCUCACGUCUGAUCCUGAUUCUGCGCGCCUUGCAUGUCAAUAUGGACAAGACAAAGCUUGUCUUGCGCCCCGAUAAGACAGUCGUCACUCAAGAACAUCACAUCUGGCCAACUCUGUCGGAUGAAGACUGGAUCAAGGUCGAAACGCAACUAAGAGACCUGAUCUUGAACGACUACGGAAAGAAGAACAACGUCAACGUGUCCAGUUUGACAAGCAGCGAAGUUCGUGACAUCAUUCUUGGUAUGGAGAUUUCUGCUCCAUCACUGCAGAGACAGCAAGCUGCGGAAAUCGAGAAGCAGCAGCAAGAGCAGCAACAACUCACUGCUGUCACGACCAAGACGCAGAACGUUCACGGGGAAGAGAUUAUUGUCACGACGACGUCUCAGUUUGAACAGCAGACGUUUGCAUCCAAGACCGAGUGGCGCACUCGGGCCAUCGCCAGCUCAAACCUGCGUACUCGCGCCAACAACAUCUAUGUCUCCCCUGUGGACAAUGAUGCGGAGGAGAUCACUUACGUCAUGCCGAACAACAUCCUCAAGCGGUUCAUCCAGAUUGCGGAUCUGCGUGUGCAGGUGGCAGGGUAUCUGUACGGAUCCUCACCGCCAAAGUACGACCAGGUGAAGGAAAUCAAGUGUAUCGUCUUGGUCCCCCAGAUUGGUGGCCUCCGAAAUGUUCAGCUGCCCCACCAACUUCCUCAGCAUGAGUUGUUGAAGGACUUGGAGCCCCUCGGCUUGAUUCACACCAUGUCAGGCAACGAGCUGCCCUACAUGUCUGCAGCAGACGUCACGGAACACGCCAAAUUGCUCGACGCCCACGCCGAGAUGGGACAGGACAAGACGCUCACAGUGUCGGUGUCCUUCACGCCGGGCAGUGUCUCUCUUUCCGCAUGGGCACUCAGUCCUCAGGGCUAUAAGUGGGGCCUGGAGAACAAGGACCUGCAGAGCGACCAGCCGCAGGGCUUCACCACGACGAUGGGCGAGAAGCGCAAGCUGUUGCUGAGCCCGCGCUACAGAGGAUUCUUCCUGGUGCCCGAGACCAGCCAGUGGAACUACAGCUUCAUGGGCUCGGCGUUCGCCGGGCUGGAGAAGAAACCCGUCCGUGUCAAGCUCGACACCCCGCUGCCCUUCUACAGUGACGCGCACCGGCCGGUGCACUUCCAGAGCUUCGCAGAGCUUGAGGACAUUGGAGUGGACAGGAGCGACAACUUUGCAUAA